Molecule: messenger RNA, 2055 nt
Organism: Phaeodactylum tricornutum CCAP 1055/1
Lineage: Eukaryota; Bacillariophyta; Bacillariophyceae; Surirellales; Neidiaceae
Exons: 1
Coding region: 1-2055 (684 amino acids)
Biological process (GO): proteolysis
Source: RefSeq, a predicted model, not a curated record
AUGCAUGCUCGAUAUCGACAAGAUGCUCGGUCCAACACAAUUCUCUUUGAAUCGACAAAAUGCACGGAGGUAAAUUCCUCGCAGCUUCUGCCGCCCUCAAAGUUGACUUUAAAUCAAGCUGUUGAAGAAGCCGAAGUUUUGCGCCAGCGUGCGAGAGGUCUGCUGGAGGAGGUCGAGACCAUGGAAGCCGCGUUGAAAGAGUCUCGAUCGCGGAAAGCCAAUAAAAAAAUAUCAGAAAAGAUGCAUAUGGUUGAUAAGCUCUUCUUGAAUCGGCCGCUGACACCGGAAGCGGUGGCGCGCGUUAUGCGAGAAGAACGCUGGUCAGCCGAUCAGGCCUGUCUCGUUUUGGAUGCCUUGUACGAUCGGUUGACGCAAGGAUCUAGCACUUUAUCACCUGCCGAACUAAAAAUCGGCGAUCAUCAAACAAGGGAAGGAGCCAACCACACCGAGGUGUUGAUUUUGGAAUCUUACAUUGAUUGCUUGAUUCGUGGCGCGGAGAAUUUAGAUCAAGCAUGGAGCAGUCCCUCCGAAAGCCGCCAUCCUCGAUGGUCUGGUCGGGUAGCGUCCACGCUAAAAUCACAACUCAACGAACGUUAUCGCAGAGAUGCAGAAAAUUUUCAAUUGCGAGUAGCAGCUGGGGCUAACGACGCUGUUCUAAACGCAAACGAAACCGUACAGGAGUAUAUGCGGCGAACACUUGGCUUACCGUCUUUAACGGAGGAAAUGUUGGGAAAGUCUAGAAACCUCACACAUGUCAUGAAUCGUAUUUCGCUGAUACCAGUGUGGAUACCAUCGUCUUUGCUACAAUUCGUGACUCGUACCAGAGCCAGAAUCAGCCCCGCGGACGUUAAAGCUAUCAAGAAUGAAGUGUUAGUGGAGAGCCGCUUCUUUUGUACGUCGUUUGAUUCCAUACCAAGCGCUGCGAUCUUUCGAGGUAAUUUAAGACCGCCUGUAGGGCAUACUGAAACACGGAAUUUGCCUGCCGAGUGCUUCAGAGCGAUUCAGCAAAAAAUGGAUGAACGAGGUCUGUCGGAAAGAGUUCAGCUCUUCCUCAUGCCAGAUCCAGAGUGGCGACCAACCAGAGACGUGAGAGAUUCGAAACCUAAACCGGUAAUUUUAGCUAUCCCACAAGACAUUGGCCCAUCGAGACCGGAAAGUGUGGACUGGAGACGAUUCGCACUCAAAUGCUUUGCUGUUGGACUGAGCGCAUUAACGACUUAUACAUACUCUGUCAGCUGUUUUGCACUGAAUCCAUUUUUCUUCGAGUCAAUUGUCAGUCGAAAUGACGUGUCAGUGCUAAGAGUCUGCCUCCCAGUGUUUGUCGGGGUUGUGGCUGUACAACUUGUUCACGAAUUAGCGCAUUACUUUGUUGCGAAACAGCGUGAUAUCAAGAUAGGAUUACCCACUACCGUUCCUUCGACGCAACUGGGUACGUUCGGCUGCGUAACCCCUUUAAAAUCCUUUCCUACAACCCGCGAAGCCCUUCUCGAUUUUUCCCUGAGCGGACCUGUCGCUGCAAUUUUGAUGUCAAUCAUCAUGAUGAGCCUUGGUAUCUCCGCAACCCUCAAUGCGUCCGCAGCCACUAUCUCAACCUUUCCAACGGUUCCUCUCACUAUGUUAAAAUCCAGUCUUCUAACCGGAAUACUAUUGAGCGUGCUAGCACCAAAAGUUAUGAUGAUGCCCCUGCCUCAACCUAUUCCGCUACAUCCCAUUUUCUUCGCUGGGUUUGUCGGACUCAUUUCUUCUGCCCUGAACUUGUUACCAAUAGUUCGCAUUGAUGGCGGACGCGCCUGUACAGCGGCACUGGGGGGCCGUGUGGGCGCCUUCGCCUCCAUUGGAACCGCCAUGUUUUUGUUGUCGUUCCUGGCUUCUGGAAGUUCUGGUUUGGGCCUAGCAUUCGGAUUGUUUGUGGGAAUCUUUCAGCGCCGACCUGAAGUCCCCGUGCGAGAUGAAGUAACCGAAGUCGGUAGGUUCCGACUCGGGGCAUGGGUAGUUUCCGUGGGAAUUGCCGCUUUUUCCUUAAUGCCAUUUCCAGGAUGCUCCGGAAUUCUUUAG